Messenger RNA from Gossypium raimondii (Peruvian cotton), 1512 nucleotides. RefSeq names its product actin-7. The record is from RefSeq and is a predicted model, not a curated record. NCBI's taxonomy places the organism in Eukaryota, Viridiplantae, Streptophyta, Magnoliopsida, Malvales, Malvaceae. The transcript has 5 exons. Bases 176 to 1306 code for a protein of 376 amino acids.
UCGGUGAGGAAAAGGACAGCCAAAAACAGAAAAAAGUAGCGGUCCACUUACCUUUUGCCAUAGCCCCCAUUAUUCUAGAAUUCCUUCAUUCCUUACUUGCACUGCGCAUUUCUUCUGAAUUUCCUGCCUUUCAUCUUCACUUCAUUUCCCACUCAAUCUCAGGUCAAUCUAAAGUAUGGCAGACGAAGACAUUCAGCCUCUUGUUGUUGAUAAUGGUACUGGAAUGGUUAAGGCUGGGUUUGCUGGAGAUGAUGCUCCUAGGGCUGUCUUCCCUAGUAUUGUUGGACGGCCUAGACACACAGGUGUCAUGGUGGGGAUGGGACAGAAAGAUGCCUAUGUGGGGGAUGAGGCUCAGUCUAAAAGAGGUAUUCUCACAUUGAAAUACCCUAUUGAACAUGGUAUUGUUAGCAACUGGGAUGACAUGGAAAAGAUCUGGCAUCACACUUUCUACAAUGAACUUCGUGUUGCUCCUGAAGAACACCCUGUGCUUCUUACUGAAGCACCUCUCAAUCCUAAGGCCAACAGGGAGAAAAUGACGCAGAUAAUGUUUGAAACGUUUAAUGUUCCUGCCAUGUAUGUUGCAAUUCAGGCAGUUCUAUCCCUUUAUGCUAGUGGGCGUACUACAGGUAUUGUGCUGGAUUCUGGGGAUGGAGUCAGUCACACUGUUCCAAUCUAUGAAGGUUAUGCACUUCCCCAUGCCAUCCUCAGGCUUGACCUUGCUGGACGAGAUUUAACAGAUGCUUUGAUGAAGAUCCUGACAGAGAGGGGUUACUCAUUCACCACAACUGCUGAACGAGAAAUUGUACGCGACAUCAAGGAGAAACUUGCUUAUGUGGCACUCGACUUCGAGCAGGAGCUUGAAACUGCAAAAAGCAGCUCAUCAAUUGAGAAAAGUUAUGAGCUACCUGAUGGCCAGGUAAUAACCAUUGGAACAGAGCGUUUCCGUUGUCCUGAGGUCUUAUUUCAACCAUCGCUUAUUGGAAUGGAAGCUCCUGGAAUUCAUGAGACCACUUAUAACUCCAUCAUGAAAUGUGAUGUUGAUAUUAGAAAGGACUUGUACGGUAACAUAGUGCUUAGUGGUGGAUCCACCAUGUUUCCUGGUAUUGCUGAUAGAAUGAGCAAGGAAAUCACAGCUCUUGCACCAAGUAGCAUGAAGAUUAAGGUGGUAGCACCCCCAGAGAGAAAAUAUAGUGUCUGGAUUGGUGGGUCUAUUUUAGCUUCUCUUAGUACAUUCCAGCAGAUGUGGAUAUCAAAAGCGGAGUAUGACGAAUCUGGGCCUGCCAUUGUUCAUAGGAAGUGCUUCUAGAUAUGAGCUUGUGUUCUUUUGCUGUUACCUUGUGCAUUUUAUGGUUUGGCUUGGUUUUCGUUUUGUUUUGUUUGUUUUUUUAUUUUCGUCCAUCGUGAAUGUAUGAGAUAUGGUUUAUAAGUAUUGUUAUAUGCUAGCAUGCUUUGUAGUGUUUACAUAUAAUUAUUUUAUCCUAUAAUGAUAGGAAUGUUGCUUGGUUUUAACAA